AUGUCUGAUCAUUUUGGCGGUAGCCGCCUCAAGUACAAUCUUAAUAAACUCAGAGAUACAGAAUCUGUCGAACAUAAGAAGGGAAAUGGUCGUCAUUCACAAGUUACACAAAUGGUAUAUCAUGCACUUGGACAGCAUUUGCACCGAAACGUCGCCAUUACAACAAGGCGAUUUGCUUCACUGACAUAA
Paraglomus occultum is the source of this 189-nucleotide messenger RNA. The record is from the annotation of a GenBank genome assembly. Lineage: Eukaryota; Fungi; Glomeromycota; Glomeromycetes; Paraglomerales; Paraglomeraceae.